AUGGCUGACGACACCGCUUCGCCCUUUGGGCCGCUCUUGCUAGAGCUGGCCAGGAUGAGGAAAUCGACCCUCUCUGCCGCAAUCGACGACGUCGACAAGAUCAUUGAUCUAUUGACCGCCGCCCGCGAACAGGUCGCCGCUGAGGACGAUAGUCACAGAACAAUGAUGGCCUUGACGACGCUGCAAAACCCCGUCAAGUCUAGGCUUGAAGCGAUAAAUACAGACUUAAAAGAUGUUAAUAAAGCGCAAAAGGCAUUUGGCAAGGCCCUGGACAAGGCUCUCCCACAACGCCAUCUUCCCAUGGAAACCGACGCCAUGGCCGACCAGUCCGAUCUGAUCAACCGCGCCAUUGUCAUGCAUCUCCUCCGAGAAGGCCAGUUCGACGUGGCUUCAACUUUUGUGCGAGAAGCGCGUGACAACCCCCUCGAGGCUCGGCACUCGUCCCGGCAGACACCCACACCGUCGCAGGUUGACGCAGAUGGUGACGAUGACAUGGACGGGCCUGACGGGCACGAAGAUGACGACGAAGAUGAUGAGGACGAGGAUGAAUACGAAGACGAUUUCAUGUGGGGAAAGGACGACCACGACAGCUUUGAAAGCAUCACAGCGCAACUCGACGGCCGACACGGCGGGUUACAGGAAAAGUUUUCCGAAAUGUAUGAUAUUCUCAGCGAGCUACGGCAGCACAACCUCUCGCCCGCAAUCCGGUGGGCGCACGACAACAACACCCAGCUGGAAGCGAAGGGCAGCAACCUCGAGUUCGAGCUGUGCAAGCUACAGUUUGUAUGGCUUUUUAGGGGUCCGGCCGUCAACGGGCUUCCUGAUGACGGGCAUAAUGGCCACGAGGGUGCGCUGCUUUAUGCGAGGCAGCACUUUGGGCGCUUCCAGGCGCGCCACCUGCGCGAGAUUCAGCAGCUGUGCUGCGCCCUGGUCUUCGCGGGCAACCUCGAGGCGUCACCCUACAGCCGCCUCUUCCGGGUCGACACGGCCUUUGAAGAGGUCUCGGCCUCGUUCACACGCGAGUUCUGCUCCCUUCUCGGCCUCGCUGCCGAGUCGCCGCUCUACGUCGCCGUCACCGCCGGCGCCAUCGCGCUGCCGCGCCUCAUCAAGUACACGACCUACAUGCGCGAGAAGAAGACGGAGUGGACGACGGAGAACGAGCUCGCCUUCGAGACGCCCCUCCCGCCCUCCAUGAUCUACCACCCCAUAUUUGUCUGCCCCGUUAGUAAAGAGCAGACAACCGAGGCCAACCCCCCGAUGCUGUUGCCUUGCGGCCACGUAAUCUGCCACGACAGCCUCAAGAACAUUGCUAAGGGCUCCCGCUGCAAAUGCCCUUACUGCCCUACCGAGGGACACAUCAAAGAUGCCAUUCGGAUCACGCUGUAA
Molecule: messenger RNA, 1386 nt
Organism: Cordyceps fumosorosea ARSEF 2679
Lineage: Eukaryota; Fungi; Ascomycota; Sordariomycetes; Hypocreales; Cordycipitaceae
Product: regulator of gluconeogenesis Rmd5
Exons: 3
Coding region: 1-1386 (461 amino acids)
Biological process (GO): proteasome-mediated ubiquitin-dependent protein catabolic process
Cellular component (GO): GID complex; cytoplasm; nucleus
Molecular function (GO): protein binding; ubiquitin protein ligase activity
Source: RefSeq, a predicted model, not a curated record